Molecule: messenger RNA, 2723 nt
Organism: Cygnus olor (mute swan)
Lineage: Eukaryota; Metazoa; Chordata; Aves; Anseriformes; Anatidae
Product: actin filament-associated protein 1-like 2
Exons: 16
Coding region: 131-2188 (685 amino acids)
Biological process (GO): positive regulation of DNA-templated transcription; inflammatory response; positive regulation of epidermal growth factor receptor signaling pathway
Cellular component (GO): cytosol
Molecular function (GO): SH2 domain binding; SH3 domain binding
Source: RefSeq, a predicted model, not a curated record
CCUCCCCCUCUCCGCCCUGCCCGGCUGCGCUGGGGGCCCCGGGGCGGGUGCGAGCCGAGCCCGGCCGAGCCGAGCCGAGCCGGGUCAGCGCUGCCCCGGCACCCGGCGCGAUGUGAGCGCUGCGCGCACCAUGGCGCGGCACAGAGAUCUGGACAGGCUGCUCUCCGACCUGCGCUCCUUCCUGCUCAUCCUGGACCGGGAGAGCCUCAGCGCCGCGGCCCAAGCCAAGAAGAAGUCGGUGGCCGAGCUCCUGUGCCGGCUGCAGAGCCCCCCGUCAGAGGAUGCAGAGUACAUGAUCAUGCGCUGCCUCUCGCCUUCCUCGGGGACCCCCCAGGGCCGGGACAACUCGGAAACAAGGAAUCAGGAUGCAAGGGGAGGGAGAGGAUGCGAGUGCCGCCCGGGCAGCACCCAGAGCUCGCACGGUGGGAGCAAGGCACCGAGCGCCUCGCCAUCCCCACCGGCCGACGACUCCUACGAAGACGCCGAACCCCUCGGCCCCGGCGGACGCGGCGGCUCCGGCGGCGCCGACACCGACAGCAGCCACUACGAGUCGUACGGGGAGGACGAGGAGGACGGCGUGCCGGACCGUGCCCAGGACCGUGCCCACUACCUGCGGUGGCCACCGGCCCCCGGCCCCCCCCGGGCCGAGCCCCCCGGCCGCCCCGAGGCUCAGCUCUGCGGCUUCCUCUGGAGGAAACGCUGGCUGGGGCGCUGGGCCAAGCAGCUCUUCAUCGUCCGCGAGCACGCGCUGCUGGUGCGAGGCAGGACGGGGGGGGCACGGAGAGAGGGAGGGGGUCCCCGUGCCGUAGCCGACCCCUCCGUGCACCCCCCCCCCCCCCCCCCAGGGUUUCAGGCGUGCCGCCGACCCGCAGCCGGUGCUGGAGCUGGAGCUGCGGGGCUGCCGCGUCGCCUCCAAGGGCACGGGCAGCAAGAAGCUGCCGCACGCGCUGAAGGUGACGGGGCCGGCGGGCGAGGCGCUGGUCAUCGGCUUCCCGAGCCGGCAGCAGGCGGAGGACUGGAGGAAGGUUUGGAGGUGAUCGAGGAGGUCAGCAGCAACUCCCCCAGCGGGCUGGCGGCCCACAGCCCCCCAGCGUCGCCCCCCAGCAGGCUCGGCAGGGCCGCCGCGCUCCGGCUCGGCUCAAAGGAGGAAGAGGAGCAGGAGGCGGCUGCCCGCAGCCCCGGAGAGGACCCUAAAGGAGGGUUCCUGGCGGUGCGGCUGCGCGGGCGCUGGCAGCGGCUGUGGUGCGCGGUGCGGCAGGGAGCCCUGCGCAUGUUCCCCGAGCCCGGGGGUGCUCAGCGCCCCGUCUGCGCCCUGCUGCUGGACGGCUGCGAGGUCACCCCGGGGGCCACCGCCGCCGCCGCCGGCUCCCCCCAGCGCCUCCGCAUCCGCAUCGCUCAGCGGGGCCGGGAGCUCGCCCUGCUGCAGACCCGUUCGGAGGAGGAGAGGGAGGCUUGGCUGAAAACCCUGCGGGCCAGGGGAGGACGGGAGCCGGCCGCUGACAGCCCCCAGGCGGAGCCCCCCAGGCUGGGAGAUGGCAGCAGCUCCCCUGCUGCGGGUGGGCUGCUGCUGCGCCGCUUCCCGACCCCCAACGCCUACAUGGACGACCCCUCCGGGCAGCCCCCGGCCCCCGAGCACGUCUACUCCAACACGGAGCGGCUGCACCGGCUGCAGCAGAGCUUGGACCGAGCCGUGCAAGGGCAGCGCAAGAGACCCGUGUCCGCGCUGCCCGCCGGUGCCUGCAGCAGCACCGUGCCCUCGCAGGCAGCGGCGGCGGCGGCUCGCCGGGGCAGGGCUGGCAGCCCGCAGCCCCGCCGCAGGGAUUUCUCCCCGGCCCAGCGCACCCUGACGCUGCCCGAGAGGAAAGGGGCUCGGGAUGGUUUGGAUUUCCUCAUCGGGAAGAGAGCCUUCCCCAAGCUGGAGGAGAAGGUGGGGCAGCUGGAGAGGGCUUGCCGCGGGAAGAGCAGGCUGAAGGCCGGCUCCGAGAUGAACCUGCUGGCCAUCGGCAAGUCCCUGAAGGGCCACAUCGCCGCCACCGCCAGCUCGGCUGCCUCCGAGGGCUCCUUCCUCUCCCCGCUCUUGAGGCGCACGGCGUCCGCCAGGAGCGCCCUGAAGCGCUCGCCCUCCACGGGCGUCGUGGAGAAGGGAAAGGUGCUGCAGCAGAGAAGGGUACGGGGCGGGCAGAGUUAAGGAGUGGGAGAUGAAGUCUGCGAAGUGACCGGCACCGGGGCAGCCCCCGCCACGCCGACCUCGCUGCGGGGCCGGGCACCUCCCAGCACAACGUCGUGCUGCACGUGGAUCGUGCAGGACCAGCCAGUUCUUUAGCCACCAGUAUCGACGCCACACGUACACCUACCCAUUUUUGAUAUAUUUUAUAUAGAUUUAUGUAUACGCACAAACAUAAAUUCUCCGUCUGUGGGGUUGCAGUUUCUCCGGUGCCGGUGCGUUCAGGGCGCAGAUUUCCCAGUUGCAGCCUCUGCUGUGGGCCUGGUCCAAACGGGGCCCCCCCCCAAUUCCCUCCCAGGGACCCCCUCUCGCAUGGGUGGGCACGGAUGCACCCCAGGACUGAGCAACGGGGGGGCCACGGAGCACGGGGGGGGGCUGCUCGGGGGUCCUCGCCCCUCGCCCCGCAGCGGGGCCGGAGGAGCCCAGGGCUCCACUCAGUGGCUGCAGCUGCGCCAGGCUGCUUGGAGGCAGCUGUGUUUGUCGUGGCUUGUUUUUAAUC